This is a messenger RNA of Hevea brasiliensis (rubber tree), 681 nucleotides long. RefSeq lists its product as uncharacterized. The transcript is spliced from 3 exons. NCBI's taxonomy places the organism in Eukaryota, Viridiplantae, Streptophyta, Magnoliopsida, Malpighiales, Euphorbiaceae. The record is from RefSeq and is a predicted model, not a curated record. Bases 1 to 681 code for a protein of 226 amino acids.
AUGGCAAGCAGUCAGUUAAGUGGCCAACAGGGCCGAGGACAACGGGGACGGGGAUUUGGAGGCAGAUCAGGAGUCACUGUACCAUCUUCAACUGACCCUUCCAUUCAACAACCUAAUCCAGAAUUUGAGAAUUGGUUUCGCAAAGACCAGAUGCUUCUUUCCUGGUUACUUUCUUCUCUCACAGAGGAGAUUUAUCCAUAUAUUAUUGGCCUUACUUCUUCCAAAGCUGUAUGGGAUGCUCUUGCUAAUGCCUUCAGAGCAGAAUUAAAGAAACAUGAUCUUUCUGUUUCUCAAUUUUUACAAAAGGCUAAAGCUCUAUCAGAUGAGCUUAGCGCUGCUGGACGUCCAAUUUCCCAAGCAGAAUUUAAUGCAAUUAUCUAUCGCAAUAUUGGGUCAGAAUACCAUGGCUUAAUCGCAGCACUCAAUCUGUGCUCUGAACCCAUGUCUUUUAAUGAGCUUUAUGGUCAAUUAGUGGCUCAUGAAAUUCUUCUAAAAGGAUCACUAGACCCGGUUGCUAAUCUGGUGUUAAAAGGUAAUUCACCUACUCCUGUCAAUCAGUUUCAAUCUAAUAAUUCUACUUUUACACCACAGCAACGACAGAGCAACAACAAUUCUGGCAGACGUCGUCAAUGUGGCCCAUGUCAAAUCUGCGGAUUGUCCAAUCAUUCUGCUAUUACUUGA